AUGGACUACGGUCAAGGCAAAAGAAUAUCCAUCCUGAACAACGAUGACAAUCCAUCAUUUGCGGUUCCGCGCAGUUCCCCCAAAGCACGAGGGUCAAUCUUAUCUGGCGAGAGGCACCCGUCGCGGUUGAGUUCAAUCCUCCCCGAAAAUGAUGCACCUCGAAAACAAUUACUUGCAGAGCCACCCGCUACGUUUGGGUGCACUUUUUCGCAUGGAGCUCAGACUUCAUCAUUCCAAUCACAUCCUCCCUGCCCGCAGUCGACGCUUGGUGGACCCGGUGACAUGAGAGCGCAUAAACCAAGUAAGAAAAACAAGUACCCUUGCCCGUACGCGACGUCACAUUCGUGUUCUGCCACUUUUACCACUUCUGGCCACGCCGCUCGACACGGGAAAACGCACACUGGAGAGAAAAGCGUACACUGUCCCGUUUGCAACAAAGCUUUUACCCGCAAAGAUAACAUGAAACAACACCAACGUACACACCGCACAAUAGACAGAGAAAAUAGUCCUUCCAGCCAGCACGGCAAAUGGUCCGAAAAUGACUGGCCAAAAGCUCCGACUGCAAGGACAGAAUCGUACACAUUCUCGCAAACGAAUAUAGAAUCCUCCCUGACGUCUCCGAUAAGCCGACCAACUAGUUGGUCUAGCGGCUCAAUGAAUCAUCUCCGGGCCGACCCUUCUAAUUAUGAGUUUUGA
Molecule: messenger RNA, 696 nt
Organism: Uncinocarpus reesii 1704
Lineage: Eukaryota; Fungi; Ascomycota; Eurotiomycetes; Onygenales; Onygenaceae
Exons: 1
Coding region: 1-696 (231 amino acids)
Biological process (GO): regulation of DNA-templated transcription
Molecular function (GO): RNA polymerase II cis-regulatory region sequence-specific DNA binding; DNA-binding transcription factor activity, RNA polymerase II-specific
Source: RefSeq, a predicted model, not a curated record